UUGGGGUCUUUGGAGAGCUCAUUUCAGGCUGCCAGCCCCUCAAUGCAGGUCGCAUAGUGACACUUGACUACAGGCCCUCAUUGUCGCUUCCAUCCUGGCAUUGGUGCAGCAUCAUGAAAGGUGACACGGAGGACCAGAUGAAGGUGGAGGCCUCCAAUGGACACAGCAGACCGCUGGACCUGGUGGUCAAGGCCAAGGAGGAGGAAAUGACUGACAGGGGUCAGUGGGGCAGCAAGGUGGAGUUCAUCUUGUCCGUGGCCGGAGAAAUUAUCGGCUUAGGGAACGUCUGGCGUUUUCCUUACCUUUGUUACAAGAACGGAGGAGGCGCCUUCUUCAUCCCGUAUCUCAUCUUCCUGUUUGCUUGUGGCAUUCCCGUCUUCUUCCUGGAGACGGCGCUGGGACAAUACACCAGUGAAGGCGGCAUCACCUGCUGGAGGAAGAUCUGCCCUUUGUUUGAAGGUGUGGGUUAUGCCACCCAGGUGAUCGUGGCCCUGCUGAACGUCUACUACAUCGUGGUGUUAGCCUGGGCCCUCUUCUACCUGUCCAACUCCUUCACCUGGGACCUGCCCUGGGCCUCCUGCAACAACAGCUGGAACACAGCUUCCUGCGUGACGUUUCAGAGGGGCAACGGCUCCGUGGCUCCCGACGAGAACGCCACCUCGCCGGUCAUUGAGUUCUGGGAGCGCAGGGUGUUAAGAAUAUCCUCAGGAAUCCAUCACAUUGGUUCUCUAAACUGGGACUUGGUGAUCUGUCUGGCCGUCGCCUGGGUCAUCUGCUACUUCUGCAUUUGGAAGGGAGUCAAGUCCACUGGCAAGGUGGUUUAUUUCACAGCCACCUUUCCAUAUGCGAUGCUACUGAUCCUGUUGGUGAGAGGGGUCACCCUGCCAGGGGCCUUCCGGGGAAUCCACUUCUACCUCUACCCUGAUUUGGGUCGCCUUGCUGACCCACAGGUGUGGAUGGACGCUGGGACUCAAAUCUUCUUCUCCUAUGCCAUCUGUCUGGGCUGCCUCACCGCACUGGGAAGUUAUAACAAGUAUAACAACAACUGCUACAGGGACUGUCUGUCGCUGUGCUUCCUCAACAGCGGCACCAGUUUUGUCGCCGGCUUCGCCAUUUUCUCCAUUCUGGGCUUCAUGUCGUACGAACAGAACGUGCCCAUAUCUGAGGUGGCUGAAUCUGGGCCAGGUUUGGCUUUUAUUGCCUAUCCACGUGCUGUGUCCAUGAUGCCUUUCUCUCCUUUGUGGGCCUGCUGCUUCUUCAUCAUGGUUGUCUUUUUGGGCCUGGAUAGUCAAUUUGUGUGCGUGGAAAGCCUGGUGACGGCCAUGGUGGACAUGUACCCUUCCACUUUCCGACGUAAACACCGCAGGGAGCUCUUCAUCCUCGCCGUGGCCGUGGUCUCCUUCCUCAUGGGCCUCAUCAUGCUGACCGAGGGAGGAAUGUACAUCUUCCAGCUCUUUGACUACUAUGCAGCCAGCGGCAUGUGUCUGCUCUUUGUGGCCAUUUUCGAGACGGUUUGCAUUGCAUGGGUUUAUGGCGCAGACAAGUUCUACGACAACAUCGAGGACAUGAUAGGCAGCAGGCCAGGGCCUGUCAUCAAAUACUGCUGGAUGUUCUUCACCCCUGCGACCUGCUUUGGAACUUUUGCCUUCGCCUUGAUCAAGUACUCCCCUCUGAAAUACAACAAUGAGUACGUCUACCCCUGGUGGGGCAACGCCAUCGGCUGGAUGCUCGCCUUGUCCUCCAUGUUGUGUAUUCCUUUAUGGAUGGCCUUUCAACUCUACUACACACCUGGGACACUGCGACAGCGCCUCGCUGUCCUGACCACGCCCGCCGUCCCUUCACGCCAGUCCCAGCAGGAGCAAGAGAAGUUGUUGGACGACCUCCAGCAGAAGGCCAAGGACGGCUACCUGCGCGUGGACGACAAGGAGUCCCACUGCUAGAUUUGCCAAGGGGCAGGUCAAAGGUCGCCCCAUGCAAUACCUCAAAGGGGGCCACAGACGUUUGUGGGCUGACCAGUUACUGUACUUACUGUACUGUGCCUUUAACACGCAGCGGGAUACCACCCACUUUCAUUGUCUGCUUUCUAAGGAAGCAUUUUGUAUCUUAUUUUUACUCCCAAACAGCUUCUUCAUCUUGUUGACAACAAGACUGAUUAACAACGAUAAUAAUGUUAAUAAACACUCACUUCUUUAACUA
Nerophis lumbriciformis (worm pipefish) is the source of this 2196-nucleotide messenger RNA. It is a transcript of the gene slc6a13, whose product is annotated as solute carrier family 6 member 13. Gene Ontology annotation, molecular function: gamma-aminobutyric acid:sodium:chloride symporter activity. NCBI's taxonomy places the organism in Eukaryota, Metazoa, Chordata, Actinopteri, Syngnathiformes, Syngnathidae. The record is from RefSeq and is a predicted model, not a curated record. Gene Ontology annotation, biological process: nitrogen compound transport; sodium ion transmembrane transport; amino acid transport. Gene Ontology annotation, cellular component: plasma membrane; cell projection.